UGUCCCCUAACACACAUCCUCCCACCUACGCCUCCUUUUUCUCUGUCGCGACCGUCUGUGACCGUGUGCCGUCGGUGGAUUUUAUGUGCAGCCAUGGCAGAGAUCGCGGGUCUGGCCUUGAGCGUUGUCGGGGCGGUCGGGCUGCUUGGGCAGCUCUUCGACGGGUGCAUCACGGGGUACCGCGUCUUUAGCACGGCCAAGAACCUCGGGAAAGACAGCGAGAAGAUGGUGUGCAAGAUCCGUAUCGAGGAGAUGCGGCUCUGGGUCUGGGGUCGGGAGUGGGGCGUCGUGGAGGGCAGAUUUGAAGCUCAUCUCUCCUCGACGUCGUGGGAGGGCCUCAAAGACCUGGCCAAGGACAUCCUGGAACAGCUCCUGGGCACGAUACUCGACUGUCACAAGCUCCAGGACAAGUAUGGGCUGCGGGAGGAGGCACCGGGCAGUGUUGACCAAGACGCGUAUUCCACGUGCAAGAAGGCCGCGGACCCGGCGACCAGUUCGUUUGGCAGCAGGUUCCGCAAGGACAUGAAGCUCAAGGCCAGAUGGGUGAUAGCUGAUAGAGAGAAAUUCGACACGUUUGUCCAGGAUCUGUCCUACUUUAAUGACCGAUUAGAGAAGCUCUUCCCGCCUGGGAGAGUCGAGACGUUGCAGCGCACAUGGACGAACGAGCUUCUCCACACUGCCCAGCGCGACCUUGAUAUUCUGCAGCUGCUCGAGACGUCUGCUGUCGAGAAAUACCCCAGUCUGAAUACGCUUGCGCGUCUGAAGCAGCUUCGUAUCAAUCUCGACGGAAAGGAGCGGGAGCCGUCGCGCAAGAUCCUGUCCUCGUCCGAACUCAAGAUCCGCCGCGAGCGCAUCCAAGUCGAUGCGAGCGAGAAAGCAGUUGCGCGGCGGGUCCGGGCUGUAUACUCGAAGCCUCUGGACACCAUGCGGGACGGGAAAGUGUCAGAGGACGUGCCCGUACUCAUCGACUGGAUCGACUACGAUGCCGAGAUGGAGCUUGACUCAAGGCUGCAUCUCUACCAAAGGGUGGAUAACUUGUCGCGCAUGCUACAUUCUUGCUCAUCGCGACACCCGGACCUGCACACCUUGGACUGUUUGGGUUAUGUUGAAGAUACGAAAAGCCAUCGAUAUGGCGUCGUACAUAAUGGUCCUCAGCUCGAGCUUGCCCAGAACGCAGGAAAUGUCCCUCCUUUCCAGAAUCUAUACGCGCUGCUCGGAGAUAACGACAAGGACAAACGGACGCCGGAUCUCGACGUCCGGAUAAAGCUGGCGCACACACUGGCAAUCGCGCUGUGGUCCUUCCACUCGCUGGACUGGCUCCACAAAUCAUUCAGCAGUCAUAAUGUACUAUUCUUCACUGGCAACAUGCCCAGUGGUGCUCAACACCACGACCUCAGACAUCCGUAUGUUGUUGGAUUCGACAGUUCCCGGCCAGACGGACUUGCAGAGAUGACAGCAGAUCCGAUCUACAGCGAAGGCCAGGACAUAUAUCGACAUCCCAGCUCGCUGGGUGUGUGGCGUCAAAGUUACCGCAAAGCUUUUGACAUCUAUUCGCUUGGCCUUGUCCUUCUGGAGAUUGGACUCUGGCGCAGUGUCAGGAGCCUCUACAAGCCAAAGUACUCCCAUACAGUGUUCAAAGAGAAGGUUCUUCAGCUUGGAGUACCCGCUUUGGGAUCCAAGACUGGCUCGCUGUACAGGGGCAUUGUUGAGAAGUGUAUAUCGUAUGAUGACCAGGAUGAGAAGCAUCCUAUGUCCCCACAUCAAAUGAUGGAGCAGGUGGUAUCGACGUUGGAAAGUCUGAAUGUCUGAGGGGAGAUGGCGUCCUACUCACAACAAAACCUGUCCAAACGGCAAGGUCAUGCUCGAGGGCAAGAAGCUGACAGCGCUUGUGACUGAUAGUGAGGAUGCCGCCAAGCUGUCAACGUCAACAAUAAGCAUACUUGAUGUCUAACCACACGCGGCAAAUUGCAACUAUUACAGUCCACGUUACAGACGAUGUCUUUUUCCCUAUUAGAAACCCUCCAGGACUGGAGCCAAUCAGG
Molecule: messenger RNA, 2042 nt
Organism: Pseudovirgaria hyperparasitica
Lineage: Eukaryota; Fungi; Ascomycota; Dothideomycetes; Acrospermales; Acrospermaceae
Exons: 1
Coding region: 94-1809 (571 amino acids)
Source: RefSeq, a predicted model, not a curated record